CACUGAAUGAGAUGGCAGAACAUCACCAAACAAGAUGGUGAGGAAAGAUAGACCAAGAAACAGUGAGAUACACCUAAUUUAUAUAUGUACAGUGAUUUCGACAGACUGGUAGAGACAUAAGAGAAACAUACUCCUUGACCUGCUGAGUUCCUCGACCACAAUGUUUCUUGCUGCUGGAUUUAGACCAUCAGUCACUGCUGUUGUAGGCUUAUCGUUUGGACGCUACAUUGUUGAACCGUUCUUUGACCCUUGUCCAGCUCCACCUUUGGCAGUAAAACUUCUCACAGCUUGUGGAGUCUCUCUGGUAAUAUGCAUAAAUUCGUGGAGUGUGAAUUGGACUGCCCGAAUUCAAACCUUUCUCACAUUCUCCAAACUGGUGGCACUGGGACUGAUCAUCACUCCGGGGAUAAUUGCUUUGUCUCAAGGUCGCAAUGAAAACUUUCAACAUGCUUUUAACAGCAGUUCAGUCACACUAGACACAAUUCCAUUGGCCUUCUAUUCAGGCAUGUUUGCUUACAGUGGCUGGUUUUAUGUGAACUUUUUCAGCGAGGAGGUGAUUAACCCAGAAAGGACUAUCCCUCUGGCAAUUGUCUUCACCCUGAUUCUUAUUACGGUAUUGUAUCUGCUUGUAAAUGUGGCUUACUACACCGUGUUGACAGCAGAUGAGGUGUUGGCCUCUGGUGCGGUAGCUGUGACUUUUGCAGAUCGGACACUGAGUGGUUUUUCCUCAGUCAUUCAAAUUCUUGUGUCACUGUCAUGUCUUGGAGCUCUAACUGUGGGUCUGUUUUCUGCUUCCAGAGUAUUCUUUGUGGCUUCAAGAGAAAACCAAUGGCCAACAAUCUUCUCCAUGAUCCACAUCCAGCACCACACCCCACUUCCGGCUGUAAUUCUGAUAUAUCCUCUGGUCAUCCUGAUGAUUUUCAUUGGUGAUCUGUAUGGUUUGCUGAAUUUAAACAGCUUUCCACGUUGGCUGUUUAUGGGAUUAGUCACCCUUGGACUCAUCCGGCACCGUUAUAAACAGCCUGAUCUCUACCGUCCAUUCAAGGUUCCAAUUAUCAUACCUGGAACCUUUAGUGCACUGUGUCUAUUCAUAGUGGCGACGUCUCUGUACUCUGACCCUCUCAGCACUGGAAUUAGCUGUGCUUUAACACUUUCUGGUGUACCUGUCUAUUACCUGAUGAUAAAAAGACAACAGCGACCAGGCUGGUACAGAAAAGCACUUUAUCUCUUCACUGUCAAACUGCAAAUUUUAAUGCAAGUAGUGCAACAGGAGAUUGUAACCUACUGAAAAUUUGCCAGCAAGCGCAUGAAUUUUCUGUGAAUUCACAACAGUCAUUGCUAAGAGACAUUCACAAAGUAUAUUUCCUGAACUUAGAUCUGUAUGUGAAAAUUCCAUUCUCACUAACUGUGUGUGUGAAUUCUUAUGUAACAAAAACUGUUAAUUUUUUUUAAUGCUAUUUUAACUAUUUUGAAUUCUAAAUAUAAAUGAAAACUGCUGGAUAAACUGUGUAUAUCUGUCAGCAUUUGAAUUUGUAAAAGUAAACAAAAUCAACAGAGAGGAAUAAUGAUAAAAGGGAAAAAUUAAAGAUAGUAAGAAACAGUAAUUUAUUGUGUCUUUUUAAAAUUCAUAUACAGUGCAAUGAAUUGCUUAGUUGCUUGUGGUACAUAAUUGAUACAACUUGUCCCAAAUAUAAGGACCUUAAUUUGCACAGGGGUUUAAGAGUCCAGGAAAAAAAAACUUUUAAAAUGUCUCAUUUUGUUUGAAAUAGACAUUACCAAAUAAUUUUAAACAUGAAUCUAAAUGACCAAAAUCAACAAACACCUAACUACAUCUAUUGAGAU
Molecule: messenger RNA, 1842 nt
Organism: Hypanus sabinus (Atlantic stingray)
Lineage: Eukaryota; Metazoa; Chordata; Chondrichthyes; Myliobatiformes; Dasyatidae
Product: cystine/glutamate transporter-like
Exons: 11
Coding region: 161-1288 (375 amino acids)
Biological process (GO): amino acid transmembrane transport
Cellular component (GO): membrane
Molecular function (GO): L-amino acid transmembrane transporter activity
Source: RefSeq, a predicted model, not a curated record